Vicia villosa (hairy vetch) is the source of this 2418-nucleotide messenger RNA. RefSeq lists its product as uncharacterized. Lineage: Eukaryota; Viridiplantae; Streptophyta; Magnoliopsida; Fabales; Fabaceae. The transcript is spliced from 7 exons. The coding region runs from base 249 to 1868 and encodes 539 amino acids. The record is from RefSeq and is a predicted model, not a curated record.
AUUCUCUCUCUAAUGAAACGGACCCACAAUUUUCACUUCCUUUUUCUUCUCUCUUUUCUCUUUUUCUUCUCUCUUUUCCCUUUCAUCUCUUUCAACCACACACACAACACAACACUCCUUUCACUCAACAACACUCCUUUCCGUUUCAUCCAAAAAAACCGCCCUCUUUUCUUCCAUGAACUAGCUUCUUCUUCUUUCUCAUUUCACAUUCCCACCCCCUGAAUCUCAUUCUGAAUACUCUAAGCAAAAUGGGUCACCUCCAUUUUGCUUUGGGUUUCUCUCUUCUGCUUCUACUCACAAAUGUCUCAGCUGCACCACCAUUACCCUCCACCAUCUCACCUGCAAAAAUCGUUAAUGGGUUUCUCUCAAAUGCUGUUCCUGCUUUCACCAAAUGGGUCUUCUCUCUUAAACCAACCACCAAAAAAGCGGUUGCUGGGAAGUCAAUGAUGAAAUUUGAGAGUGGAUAUACUGUGGAAACUGUGUUUGAUGGAAGCAAGCUUGGAAUUGAGCCUUAUGCAGUUGAGGUUUUGUCUAAUGGAGAGCUUCUGGUUUUGGAUUCGGCUAAUAGUAACAUUUAUAAGAUCUCAUCUUCACUUUCGUUGUAUAGCAGACCAAAACUAGUAGCGGGAUCGGCUGAAGGAUAUUCGGGACAUGUUGAUGGAAGAUUAAGAGAGGCUAGGAUGAAUCACCCGAAGGGGAUUACAGUUGAUGACCGAGGAAAUAUCUAUGUUGCAGAUAUUAUGAAUAUGGCUAUUAGGAAAAUUAGCGACUCAGGGGUCACAACAAUUGCGGGAGGAAAAUUAAGCCGUGGAGGGGGGCAUGUUGAUGGACCAAGUGAAGAGGCUAAGUUCUCUAAUGACUUUGAUGUGGUUUAUGUUGGAAGUAGUUGUUCUCUACUUGUUAUUGACAGGGGAAAUCAAGCCAUUCGGGAGAUCCAACUGCGCUUUGAUGACUGUGCUUAUCAAUACGAAAGUGGAUUUCCACUUGGAAUUGCAAUGCUUGUUGGAGCUGGCUUCUUUGGUUAUAUGCUGGCAUUGCUGCAGCGCCGACUAAGUACAAUUGUCGCAUCUCAAGAUGUGACUCAUGCUGAGGGCCAAGUAAUGUCGGGCAUUUCACCGAAUCCAUACCAAAAGCCAUUGAAAUAUGUCAGGCCUCCUUUGAUUCCAUCUGAAGAUGAAUCCUAUAAGCAAGAAGAAGGUCUCUUUGGAUCCAUUGGGAAGCUUCUUACCAACGCCGGGGCAUCAGUAGUGGAAAUAAUGGGUUUCAAGAAAAAACCGCAUAGCUACGAAUUUCAAAGGCAACCCUUAUUUCAUCAACCUGAAAAGCAAGUAAAUGGUUGGCCUGUGCAAGAAAGUUUUGUAAUUCCAAACGAAGAUGAGCCUCCUUCUAUUGACCCGAGAACUCCAACCCCUAAGAAAACAUAUCCUUUCAUGUCUAAAGAUGCCGAAAAAAUGCAACAACUGUGGCAAGGUCGAGCUUUCUAUAAUGGAUGGGACGGAGAUCUUCAACAUCAUCAACAGCAGCAGCAGCAACAACAACAACAACAACAACAAAAACAUCUCUAUAGUGGAUGGGAAGGCGACCUUCAGCAGCAACAACAACAAAAACAUCUGUACAGUGGAUGGGAUGGAGAUCUUCAACAGCAACAACUGCAAAAACAUCAUUAUCGUCACCAGUAUCUUUCUUCAGUCGCUCACACUUUCUAUGAGCAAAGUCGCGAGGAAACCAAUGAGAUCGUAUUUGGUGCAGUGCAGGAACAAGAUAAGGAGUCUGCAGUUAUCAAGCCUUUAGAUUAUGGCGAUUGUCUCUAUGAUCAUCACAAUAUGCGGUCUCGAAUCAGUUCCAUUGGUUACAUCCCAAAGUACUGAGUAUAUAUACAAUAAAAAAAUAUGCUUGCAGUAAUGAAUCCCCAAUAGAGGAGGGUUAAAUCAAGUACAGAAAUUAUAAUGGUUUCUUUUUAAUGGUAGGAUCUCAUCUCAGCAAGGAAAGUUGUUCAUCAGAAAGUCAUUUGGUUGUUCGGUUUUGCCAAAUUUUCGGUCGGUCGCUCUGGUGUGAAAACAAAUUGAAAAUUGAGCUAAUUUGAAGGGCAAGAUCAAAAUUUUUUGGCAUGAUAUUUCCUUCUGAUGAUUAUGGUUAAAUAUUUAGUAGUAAAUUAUAUACCAUGAAAAAUCUAAAAUGCUUCUUGGGAAAAUUUUCUUCCUCCAUUUAGAAGUAUAAUAACUAUCAUUACAUUUAUGUGCUAUGUACUUGUGAUGUUGGUACUUAGUAGCAUUCAAACAUCGGUUGUUAUAACUCUACCUCAUGGAGCAUGUUAGUAUUUCAUCUUCACAAAAUUGGCUUCUAAACUUUAAGGUGGGAAUUUUCAUCCAUUUGUAUCUAUUAUUAUUUAGAUUAUAUCAUUUUUUAAUGUGGACCUCU